Nicotiana tabacum (common tobacco) is the source of this 576-nucleotide messenger RNA. RefSeq lists its product as uncharacterized. Gene Ontology annotation, molecular function: nucleic acid binding; RNA-DNA hybrid ribonuclease activity. The record is from RefSeq and is a predicted model, not a curated record. Lineage: Eukaryota; Viridiplantae; Streptophyta; Magnoliopsida; Solanales; Solanaceae.
AUGGCAAUCGACCAAGGUGUGGAGGAAUUAAUAAUCACGGGAGACUCAGAUCUGAUUAUCCGACAAGCUCAGGGUGAAUGGGAAACUCGGGAUGUUAAGUUUAUUCCAUACAUGCAAUAUGUGGAAGAUCUUAUCAAGCGGUUCAAGUCAGUCGAGUUCAGGUACAUUCCUCAUUUUCAUGAUGAGUUAGCUGAUGCACUCGCUACUUUGACCUCAAUGUUGCCAUAUCUAGGAAAUGUGCACAUUGACCCGUUGGAAAUCCAAAUCCGAGAAAGGCAUGGUUACUGCAAUGUGGUUGAGGUGAAACCAAAUGUUCAACCAUGGUAUCAUGAUAUCAGGAGAUUUCUGAAAACAAAAGAGUAUCUCGAGCAAGCCAAUGGAAACCAAAAGAGAACCAUUAGAAGGCUUGCCAGCGAUUUCUUCUUGAGCGGGGAAGUCUUGUACAAAAGGACUCCAGAUCUCAACUUGUUAAGAUGUGUGGAUGCCCAAGAGGCCGGGAGAAUCAUGCAUAAAGUACACGCAGGAGUGUGUGGACCUCAUAUGAAUGGAUAUGUCCUGGAAAAGAAAAUCCUUUGA